UAGAAGAACUUAUUAGUCAGACAUCAAAUCAAAACUAUUGUGAUAUGAAUCGAAAGUUAGUUUUGCAUUUUCGCAUGCUUGGGGAUCUAUGGCUGUAAUGUCGAGGUUGAUAACUCAGGAGCCAAAAAAAUAUGGCGUAAAAUAACUUUGGAAUGUGUAAAAAAAUGCUUUUGUAUUAUCAACCAGCUGGUUUUAAUGAUUUUAUGCAAGUGAAGAUUUGAACGUGUAACUAAAAUUGCAGUUAUGGAAUAUUAACAACUGUUAGCAAAACCUUUGAUCUUAACAUUCAUACCUGCAUAUUGAUGAGAUAACAAUUUGCAUUACAAACAAUUACUUCAAUGUUUUCUCUAAGAAAGAAUAUGUAUAUCGAAACGAAAAAGACUAGCAGCUGGGAAAACUAUUAAAACUCCGAUAAUGCACGGGUUAACUCGGCUUCCAAGGAUAACCCAGCCCUAAUCAAAACUAUUAUCGCAAACAAACAGACCACAAAUUAAACUCUUAUUACUUUACUCUAAAACCAGCCUUGGUCUAAAAAAGGAACCUUGAUAUCGUAUAUUGUUUAAGAUACCUGAAUUGGCAAUAAUAGGAGUAAUUAUUGAAUUAAAUCAAACUUAUUUCUCAGUAAUACUUGGCUAGAUUUUGAUUUGGUAAUAAAUAAUGACUGAGAAAUAUUUUACAAAGCUUACUUUUAAAAACAAUGAAACGACAAGGUUCUAUGACAUGAAAUUAUUUGAAUUGUUAGUUAUUUAGUUGAUUGAGUAAGACUCUGUCAUUUAAAUUGGUAAAACCGAGAUAUAAAUAGAAGCAACGUUGUAUUUUUUAUUCUGUACUUGUAGUAUGUGUUUAAGCCUAAAGUAGAACAAUUAAUUUUAAUCAUAAUAUAUCCAAAAUUGCCACAGAACUAUGAAUGAAUGGACCUGAAAUCCAAUCACAGACUUAAGAUACAAAUAGCAAAGAUUACGAUUUAAUGAGACGAAUACUUUCAACAAAUCUUAUCACUUUCUUCUUAAUACAUAAACAUGAGUGUCAGAUAUUUAACAAAAGGCCAACGUUGUUAACAUUUUAUUAUAAUGAGCUAGGAGCAUUUCAAUGCAAGUUCAAACUCCUUUAUACGUCGCCAGUCGCGCAGUGCACUUGUGUAAAAUUGCCAAUAUGGAUAGCAUACAAAGAGCUUACAAUAUCGUAUUUUAUGAAAGAGCAGAUCAACGAGUAAAAGACUGGGCGCUCAUGACGUCCCCGUUACCACUGGCCAGUAUCAUAGCGACCUACCUAGUGACCAUCAACUUCAUACUGCCUGCCUUCAUGAAGAAUAGGAGACCCUACGAACUGAGGUCUAUCAUCAAAUGGUAUAACGUGGUGCAGAUCGUCGCUAAUGCUGUCGCUACUUGGGGGAUAAUGACAUCGGGCUGGACCACGACAUACCACUUCGGGUGCAUGCUGCCCGACUACUCAAUGGACCCUCAAGCACUUCGCAUGCUCCGCUUCAUGUGGUGGACUGUGAUCCUCAAGCUAUUAGAACUCUUUGAGACUGCUUUUUUUGUACUUCGUAAGAGAGAACGACAGGCUUCUUUCCUGCAUGUCUACCAUCACGUCAGCACGCUGAUCAUUGUAUGGUCCGGAGUCAAAUAUGUUGGAGGUGGUAUAACCAGCUUUUCGCCUAUGAUAAACAACUCCGUACACGUCAUCAUGUACAGCUACUACCUAUUGUCAGCCGAGGGCAGCCCAAAGUUGAAGGCUUUCCUCAUCAAAUACAAGAAAUGGCUCACUGUUAUGCAGAUGAUCCAGUUCACGAUAAUGUUGAUAUACUCGGCCCAAGUGUUCCUACCAAGCUGCGACGCUCCUCUUGGCAUCACAAUAAUCUACUUCCCAAAUGUUAUAUUUGUUUACUACAUGUUUUACAACUUCUUCAAACAAAAUUAUAUAAAAAAAGAAAAGGAAACCUUAAAUAAAUCUACAAAUGGAGUUAAUAAAGAUGUUUGAGUUACUUUAAUGUUAUAAUGUUCACAAAUUGUAUCAAUAUUUUAGUUUAAAGGAAAUAAACAGAAUACCUACACUUUUGCUUAUAAAUAUUAAAUCCAAUGUAAAAAAGGGCAAUGCUAUGAAUGUGAAAUAAAAAGAAGUGAAGCUAAA
This is a messenger RNA of Trichoplusia ni (cabbage looper), 2130 nucleotides long. RefSeq names its product elongation of very long chain fatty acids protein AAEL008004-like. Bases 1090 to 1980 code for a protein of 296 amino acids. Gene Ontology annotation, cellular component: endoplasmic reticulum membrane. NCBI's taxonomy places the organism in Eukaryota, Metazoa, Arthropoda, Insecta, Lepidoptera, Noctuidae. Gene Ontology annotation, biological process: fatty acid elongation, monounsaturated fatty acid; fatty acid elongation, polyunsaturated fatty acid; sphingolipid biosynthetic process. The record is from RefSeq and is a predicted model, not a curated record. The transcript is spliced from 5 exons. Gene Ontology annotation, molecular function: fatty acid elongase activity.